GGCCACAUUCCUCGCUCUGCUCACACACAAACAUCAUCAACAACAAACCCCGAGCCAACCAGACUCCUCUGCUCCACGUUCACCACUCCAUGGCAAUUCCUCUUCUUUGCGUGCUCCUUUAUAUCCCUCGUCCCUUCCUUCUUUGUCUUCCUCCUCCUCCUCUACUCCCUUCUCUCCCCCGUCUAUCUAUCUCUCUCUCUACCUAUCUCCAUCUGCCUCGCCGCCCUCCGCUCUUCCUCCGCUCUACCUCCUCCUCUCCUAAACCAUCCCACAAGUAGCUCCUUCCUGAGCAUUACAAUCGUUUCUGUUUUUUUGUCAGUCCUUUCAGUCCACACUCGUUGCACUCCACUCCACUCUACUACACUUCACUCCACCACACUCCACAUCACUCAAUCACCAACAUGUCCGCUUCCUUCUCCGCCCCCAUGUCUCCCGCAGACUCCCACUUCUCCGCCAAACAGCUCCGCGCCUCGCGUCUACGCGACAUCGAACGUCGCGCCGUCGCUAAAGUCGAGGACGAAUACAAGGACGAGAUCGCCGCCCAGAUGCAAAAGCUCGAGAUGGCAACCCUCCCCGACGUCGCCAUGAUCGAUCUCCAGCCAGAGCUCGAAUGGCACAUGCGACCCUACCUCCUCGACUUCCUGGUCGAGUCGCACCUGUCGCUGUACCUGCAGCCGCAGACCCUCUUCCUCGCCGUCAACCUGUUUGACCGCUACUGCUCGCGACGCGUCGUGUUCAAGAAACACUACCAGCUCGUCGGCUGCGCGGCGCUCUGGAUCGCGUCCAAGUACGAGGACAAAAAAGACCGCGUGCCGACCGUGCGCGAGCUCAAGAUCAUGUGCUGCGACGCGUACGAGGAAGACAUGUUUGUUCAGAUGGAAGGCCACGUCCUCUCCACCCUCGACUGGUCGAUCGGCCACCCGACCGCCGACUCCUUCCUCAAGCAGUACCUGCGCCACAACUGCAGCCCGACCCUCGAGCACCUCGCGCUCUACCUGUGCGAGAUGACAAUGUUCCACAAGUCCUUCCUCGGCUUCCCGCCCUCCGUCAUCGCCUCGGCCGCGCACGCCGUCGCCCAGCACGUCCUCAUGAGCGCGAACGCGUCCACCGUCGUCUACUCGUCGCCUCUGUCGUUUGUCUCGUCGCCGCAGGAGUCCCAGUGCGUCACCUUGCUUUCGCAGUUUAUGAUGCACGUCCCCAGUCUCUCCCUCCAAAAGAAGUACUCCUCAGCCAGCUUCUCCCAAGUCGCGCUCAUCCUCCUCGACUUUGUCGCGCGCCAGCAACAGCAGCAGCAGCAGCAACAACAACAGCAGCAGCAGACCACCUCCGUCACCGAGAUGCCGCCGACGCCACCUCCCACCUCCGAGUCGCUCGUGCCCAAGUUCGAGCGCGCCGACGCAAAGAUGGACGACAGCCCGUCUUCCUUCGCGGGCUGCAACAACCGUCCGUAUAUGACGCCGCCGUGCACGCCGGACGAGGUUGUCUGCAAGGACAUGCAGUUCAUGACGUCUACCACCUGCGCUGUUUAACGAAUUCUCAAAAUGUUUUCCGGCGUUGGUUGUUUUCCUUCUUUCUCUUCCAUCAUUUCUCAUCAUCAUCCAUCACAUCAUGCUUUUUCUCGAGCGCAGG
Myxozyma melibiosi is the source of this 1629-nucleotide messenger RNA. RefSeq names its product cyclin-like protein. The transcript is spliced from 2 exons. Bases 402 to 1529 code for a protein of 375 amino acids. Lineage: Eukaryota; Fungi; Ascomycota; Lipomycetes; Lipomycetales; Lipomycetaceae. Gene Ontology annotation, cellular component: cytoplasm; cyclin-dependent protein kinase holoenzyme complex; nucleus. Gene Ontology annotation, molecular function: cyclin-dependent protein serine/threonine kinase regulator activity. The record is from RefSeq and is a predicted model, not a curated record. Gene Ontology annotation, biological process: mitotic cell cycle phase transition; regulation of cyclin-dependent protein serine/threonine kinase activity.